AGAUGUUUCAGUCGCUAAAGCGAUGUCCAAUAGAACACAUUGCACAAUUCAGUUAAUCGUGUAGCUUAGAAGACUACAACUAAACAUUUCAGAACAGCACUUUAAGUUUGCAAUAUUUUCGCCAGUAUAUAGCGAGACAGUGAUUUAUCACAGAGAACGGAACGAAAACGGGAGAUACCAAAGAAAUUUUCCAGAUUCAUACAUGUAGGAGAGUAGGGAGAUUUAAUCAAGCAGGAUUGGCCAUAUCCUGGAAAAAAAGACGAGCUCUAAAUGCAAAUGGUGCUUGCCAAUAUAACUGCGGUACUAACAAUGUAACUUGAAUCUCUUAUUUUGAAUCGAGUGAUAUCUCUAGUAAAUAUCUAGGUGAAUCUAAUUGGACAAUUUUAUUUUAGAUGACGGAUUAUAUAAUAAUAUUUCAUGAACUAUGUAUUAUAAUUAUAUGAAUUAUAAUUAUAUGAAUAUAAUUUUGUAUUAAAUAAAAUCAUAUAUUAUAAUUAUAUGAAUAUAAUUGUGUAGUAAAUAAAUUCAUGUCAUGACAAAGAUAAUAUCUUAAAUAAAAUACAUUUACCUUUCUAUUAACGAAAAAAAAUUCCGUGCAAAAUUUCAGCGAAAUAAAAAAAAUAUAUGCAUCAGCAAAGUUGACGCUAAAUAAAAGUAUGAAAACAUCAAUUUUAUGAAUGUUUAUGUUUUUGAAAUUUAUUUUAUAUUUUUUUUUAAUUUUAAGUCUUGAGAAUAUUUUUAUCAAGUUUUACGUCCAAAUUGGAUAAGACGACGGAAUUAUGUACUGAUAUUACGACUUCGAAAGAAAGGAAGAGAAAAAUUGGAAAUAGAAAAUAUGCAAUCUUCGAAAUAGAAAAAUAAUAUAUUACAUAAAGGACAUAAUUUACUAUUUUUAUUUAAGACUUUAAUUAUGUUUUCUAUUUGUUUCUGAAUAAUCUUUUGUAGGUUCUUUGUAUUCGUUAUCUCAUUUAGAAAAGAGGCCUUUGCGGUUUCGAACAAAUUAGUUUUUAACUCAGAAUGUCACAAUAAGGAAUUGUCGGGCAAGAAAUAGAAACAUACAUAAGAAAUAAAGUCAGCAAAUUUUGUGUUCUAACGUGUCUAAACGUGUAAUAUGUAAACACACAAUAUCUUGAAAUAUAAAUGUAUAUUUAAUCUAGUUCUUGAAAACAAAUAUCGUUUCGUUAUUAUUUGAUUUAAUCCAGUUUUUGUGCAAAGCCAAACAAAGGAGAGAGUGAUUGGCUAUAAAAACGUUCGCAAGAGAACAAUAUUAAAGGCGAACGAGAAGACGGCAUAGGACAUUCUGGCAUAAGCGAGAAGAGUAUCAAGUGAAAACACAAUUCGAAGAUGAACGUUAUUACCGCAAAUUAACUUUCUGAAAUCCCCCGAUUAAAUGAGGAUCAACUGAUUCGACCACGAGGACAUUCAUUAAUUUUUAUCGAAUUCAAUCUUGACUCACGUUACGCAAUCAUGGAGAAUUGCAUGAACGCUAGUUGUGCAGCUGCCGCGAGCGGCAAUACGACGUCCAUUUUUCUACAAUUGGUGAACAUGAUUCUAGCCGCACAGUGCAACUUGAGCAGCCACGACAAUUACCCACCGGAUCGCACGAAAGAAAUCCUAGACAAUCCCAACUUUGACUUUAUUAUCGUGGGCGCGGGAAGCGCCGGAUCCGUGCUGGCCAAUCGUUUAACUGAACGAAACUGGAAAGUACUGCUGAUAGAAGCCGGCGACUACCCGACAUUUGCUAACGAAAUACCCGGAUUGUACAUGCAGUUGCUAAGAUCCCCGGGGGAUUAUUACUACGAGGUCGAGCCCGAGAAAAAGGCUUGCCUGGGUUCCAAAACGAAAAGGUGCAGAUGGAAUAAGGGCAAGGUUCUCGGCGGCAGCUCCUCAAUGAACGGUAUGCUUUUCGUUACUGGCAACGAGCAAGACUACAACGAGUGGGCCCAGAUGGGUAACGUAGGCUGGAGCUAUAAAGACGUUUUCCCGUACUUCAAGAAAAUGCAGAACUGCGGCAGCGCGAACACUCCCGCGUGGAGAAAGAAAUUCUGUAGUCCUGACGGGCCGUUGCAUGUCAGAUAUUACAACUACUCCGACACUGAAAUAUACCAGUUGAUCAUGAAUGCCACCAGAGACAUAAACAUACCUACUCUGAAGCCUCUCGUCAAUGACAAGUACAUUGGAUACGGUUUGGCUGAAGGAACUUUGGACGAUGGCCGCAGGAUGAGUGCAGCGAAAGCAUACCUGCAUCCUAUCAGAAACAGGGAAAAUCUUUACCUCAUGACGAAUGCGCGAGUUGACGCUGUGCUCUUAAGGGAACGUAAUGCAUAUGGCGUACAAGUAACACUGAAGAACGGCAAGUCGGUCCGCUUGCACGCGACGAAAGAGGUGAUCCUCUCCGCUGGUAGUAUCGCCAGCCCACAAAUAUUGAUGCUCUCCGGCAUCGGACCCAGAGAGCAUCUUACCAAAAUGGGAAUAAAGACUGUUGUUGAUUUGUCCGUCGGUAAAAAUCUUCAGGACCAUAUUGGCUGGCAAGGCAUGUACUUGACCUACAAGAACGACUCUAAUAUAGACGUUACGCCUAUAAACUUCCUGGACGAGGCUUACCAGUGUCUGAUAAAUAAACGAGGUAUUUUCUCAACUUUGCCUGGCUUCGAUGUCGUAGGUUUCCUCAAUUUAACCAACAUGACUUCCAAGUAUCCCGACGUCCAGUUCCUUCACGUUCAUUAUUUACGAAAAGACAUACAGAAGAUAAAGGCGAUAACGAAUAUGUUCGACGUGGACGACCGUAUAGUCAAAGAAUUAAUACUCAAGGUUACCGAUCAAGACAUACUGCAGCCUAUUCCGGCUGUGCUAAAACCGAAAAGCGUGGGUGAGUUGCUGCUACGUAGCAAGAAUCCGGCAGUUCCUGUCAAAAUACACGCGAACUACUACUCCCAUCCGGACGAUAUCAGAACAAUGUGGGAAAGUUAUUACUACAUCAGAAAACUGCUGCAGACCAAGACGUUCACAAAACUGAAUAUGAAUUUGAAGUAUGUGGAGAUUCCAGAUUGUAAAAACCAAAAAAUGGACUACAAUGACUAUUGGACAUGUAAUAUGCGACAUUUGUCCUUCACGUUUUUCCAUCCUGUUGGUACUGCCAAAAUGGGUCCUCGAAGCGAUCCCACGGCCGUCGUGGAUCCUCGAUUGAGAGUUCACGGUAUACAUAGACUGAGGGUCAUCGACGCAUCUAUCAUGCCAAGAAUCACUAGCGGUAAUACAAAUGCGCCUACGAUGAUGAUAGCGGAGAAAGGCGCGGAUCUUAUCAAGGAAGACUGGGAUCCAAGCACAUAAACAUUCAUUUUUGGACAAUAAUAAAGUGUGAGCAUGAAUGAAGUAUAUUUUGGAUAAGAUUGAGAUCAUUAAAUCAAAGAAGACGCAUAAAACGAGUUUGGAAUGGCAUGUAAUAUUUUUAAGACUAAGACCUUUCUUUAUCUUGUUGUAUUAUAAAUUAUAAACUAAAUUGGAAAAUCUUAUUUGGAGAAGGAAAUCGAAUAUUUAGCAAAAUUUUAUCAUAUAUAUGUGAUUUUAUAUGUUAUAUAAGUUAUAUAAGUUUAUAUGUUAUAUAAGUUUAUAAUAUAUAUGUUUAAUAAUACAUAUUUUAUAUAUAUAUAUAUUUAUAUAUAUAUAAAAUAUAUUAUAAAAUAUAAUGUAUAAUUAUAAAUUUUUAUAUACAGAGCCAAAAGUUUUGGAACGGCAAAAUAUCCAAAAAAAAUAUUGAUUUAUUUAAAAAAUGCUUGAAACAAAAUUAAUAGAGUUUAAAAAAAGCUAUCAGCUUACAUAUUGAUAUUUAUUUGAUCUUAACAACGCUUCUCAAGAAUAUCCCAAGAUCAUUCCAACUUUUGGCGAGUUUUGUAUAUUUGAUUAUAUAUAUAUAUAUAUAUAUAUAUAUAUAUAUUUUAUAUUGAUUUCAUAAAUCUUAUCACAUAUGUCACAUACAAACACAUAUACUUCUCCAAGUAGAUGGAUUUAUAAUAACAUUUUGUCAACUUAAAUAUCAUAAUGGUUGUACAAGUAUAAAAAUGUUUUAAAACUUGCUUAGUACUCUCGCUAGCAAAUGUUAAACCAUGUUUAUAAGUUUUUAAUACACAUUCCUAAUAAAUAAUUACAACUGUGUUUUUA
This is a messenger RNA of Odontomachus brunneus, 4158 nucleotides long. Its product is annotated as glucose dehydrogenase [FAD, quinone]-like. Lineage: Eukaryota; Metazoa; Arthropoda; Insecta; Hymenoptera; Formicidae. The record is from RefSeq and is a predicted model, not a curated record. Gene Ontology annotation, molecular function: flavin adenine dinucleotide binding; ecdysone oxidase activity. Bases 1468 to 3330 code for a protein of 620 amino acids. The transcript has 3 exons.